GAACACCGGCGAAUCCAGAAAAAAAAAAACCUCAAACUUAGCGAGAAAUUAAGACGAGUUAAUGCGAAUUUAAGAGCUUAGAGAAUUCAAUAAAUAUCUUCAAAUUUGUUAUAUUUCCUCCAGAGGUCUGGUUGUUGCCCGUAUACACGUAUAUUAGCUUGGAUUUUGGAGUCUUCUGACUUUCCUGCAAAAAUUGGACAUUUGGAAUAUUCUUGAAGACGGAAGUGAGUGUCCCUGCCUUCCAAUCUAGCCUUUGAGCCCUGCGCAUGCAUGUCAUUCUGUGAAUGUUUGUUGACGUGUGCUGUAUACACCUAUGAGUUCUUCCCGAAGAUUGCUCAGAGAUUUCAUCUGCCUCUGAGUUUCUCCCCUUGCGUCGGAAUGGCAGCGGAAGAUCCAGAGGACAGCGGCGCGCAGGGAGCGCUAACAGGUGAAGGUGAUGAUGAACCUGACGAGGCCGAGGAGUUUACCUGCUUGGCCUACUGCUCGGAGCUCUCCCGACGGCAGAAUGAGCAAAGGAAAGCGGGGUUGUUCUGCGACCUGACGCUGGUUUUCAGCAGCGGAGGACUGUCCGAAGAAAGGGUCCAAACCGUAUCUGCCCACCGCUCAGUUUUGUCCGCGGCGUCGCAGUACUUUUCGCUGUUGCUGGGCGGACAGUUUUCAGAGUCCCAGUCCGGGAGAGUAGAGCUGAAAGAGUGGAGCUCGACGACGGGGCCCGACCCAGACACUGUGGAGAGUGUCAUACAGUUCAUGUACACGGGAGAAGUCAGGGUAACCACUGCCAAUGUUCAUGAAGUGUUGGAACUUGCUCACAGGUUCUUGCUGCGGCAGCUGAAGAGCUUCUGUGCAGACUUCCUCAUGAAGAAGUUGAGCCUGAGUAACUGUGUGGCUGUGCAUAGCCUGGCUCACAUGUACUCACUGGACCAGCUGGCUCAGGAGGCUGCAGAGACGAUCAGAAGAAACUUCCACAAAGUUAUUAGCAGCGAGGAAUUCUACACGCUGCCAUUUCACCUGUUGCGAGACUGGCUGUCGGACUCAGAAAUCACUGUGAAUUCAGAGCAGGAGUUGUUUGAGGCUAUCGUGAAAUGGGUCCACCAAAACAAAGACGAGCGAGAGACACAUUUUGAGGAGCUGUUUAAGCUUUUAAGGCUGCUGCAGAUUCCUCCUACCUACCUGUCGCGUGUGGUGAGAAAGGAAUGCUUAGUUGCAAAUAAUGAAACAUGUCAGAAGCUUAUCUCUGAAGCUCUGGAAUUCCAUGCCAUUCGCUCCGAGAGCCUCAAAUCAGUUGAUCCGGAGCUCUGUGCCUCCUACAUGGCGGCAAUUCAGCCACGUCUUGGUCAGAACAUGGAUGUAAUUAUGGUGGUGGGUGGUGUUUCAGAAGGAGGAGAAUAUCUUAGUGAGUGUGUGGGCUACUUUGUUGCUGAGGACCGUUGGGUCAACCUGCCACACAUUCAUAAUCACCUUGAUGGACAUGCCAUUGCAGUCACUGAGAGUCAUGUUUAUGUGGCAGGCUCCAUGGAGCCUGGCUUUGCCAAGACAGUUGAACGCUACAACCCCAGCCUCAACAUUUGGGAGCAGGUCAGCAGCUUGACCACCCGCAAGCACUCCUUCGGCCUCACUUGCGUCAAAGAUGUACUGUAUAGCAUUGGUGGUCAUGGCAACUUCAGUCCAGGCUUUAAGGAUGUCACUGUAUAUGAGCCUGAGCAUGAUGAGUGGAUCAGUCUUCAGCCAGCGCCAAAGAUCCUACGAGAUGUAAAAACAGUGAAUGUAGACGAUCGAUAUGUGUACGUGGUGGCCAGGACUCCUGUAGACAUAGACCACAAUGAUGGACUUAGCACUGUGACCACAUGCUACGACACAGACUUUCGCAAGUGGCAGGAAGUGGACUCAUUACCUCUGAUCGAUAACUACUGUAGUUUUCAAAUGGCUGUGGCAUCCACAAACUUCUACCACACUGCUUCUUGUUGCCCUAAGAACUACAAAGUAACAAUGGAGGAAGCUCAGGAAAAAAUAUCCGGCAAAAUCUCAGAUGAAAUACUCGACAGCCUCCCGCCAGAGGUCCUUAGCAUGGAAGGUGCCGCUCUGUGCUACCUCGACGACGACAUCUUCAUCAUUGGCGGGUGGAGAAACGGUAACAUCUUGGACAAACAGUACCACAAGGAGGCGUAUCGUUACUGUGCUGAGAAGAAGCGCUGGACGUUGCUGCCGCCCCUACCUCAGCCACGCUGCCGGGCAGCAGCCUGCCACAUUCGCAUCCCGUACCAGUAUCUUUACGGCCACCAGCGUUACCCCGUGCCCCAGAACCUGGUUCGCCAACGAGAUCGCAUCCAACAGAUGCAGCAGCUCCAUCAACGGACCCUCACUCUGCGACGACAGCUGCAGUCUCAGAUUGAAUGCUGAGGAUUAGAAAUGCUGCUGUGAAUGAUUACUACUUCAUCUGCUUAUAAAUGUGCCGUUGUUGUCUCAAGACGGUUUUAUCUGUGUUUUAACACAGAUAAAACAGCAGUUGGAAACAUGCUGAUUAAACCAGAAAUGAAUAAGCCAUACAUGUUGGGGGAAAACUUUCAACAUCACUGUCCAGUGAAAUUUUGUUAAGCUUGGUGUUGAGAUGUUAACUUUAAAUGAUGUUGGGAUGUACUGUAGUGUGAUGGUAGAGGUGAAAUGUCUGCUUGGGUUGAGCUGGAACUGGUUUGAACUGAAAAAGACUAGAUUGUUCAAACUGCUGUCUAACACAGAUUAAACAGCAGUUUGAACAUAUGUGUACAUCUUAUCGUUCAGCAAAUAAAUGAUGCUGUGAUUACUUUAACAAUUUUUGAAGAUAUUUUGAUUUCUUCAUAAAAGUUUAAAUUGUGGCCUUUGUGAACACGUUUAGAUAAAUGAUGUCAACAUUUAUAUGCAAGUUUAGGAAAAAAAAAAACUUUCAACAUCACUGUCAGUGAAAUUUUGUUAAGCAUGGUGUUGAGAUGUUAACUUAACCUAUUAAAUGAUGCUGGCAUGUACUGUAAUGUGACGGUAAAAAAGACAGUAAAGAACUAAAGACAUCCAGACAUAGAGAACAAUAUGAGCUUUGACGCCUUUUUUUUGUUUUUGUUAUGCAUUGUGUUGGAAUAUGUAAGUGUUGAUGCUGUGCGCCACAGUUUAUUCUAAAACAAAUCAGUUUUUGGCACUAGAAGUAAGUGUUUGUGGGGGCAUACUGGGGGGCAUGUUUUGUGAUUGUCAAGUUUCUGUAGUUUAUAUAAUCCUUUUUUUGUAUUAUAAUUUCUUAAGUAGUUCAGCUGAACAAAUGUAGUAUUUGAAGUCCCAGCUUAUUGUGUAGCUUAAAAGAUAAAGUAAAUGUCUGUAUGAUUACAUACAUUUUAUGUUGUAAAGAUGCUUUUAAAUGGAGACUAUAUGUUUUUUAUAUGUGUUAGUUUUGGGUACUUAUUUGUAUUCUUUGUUCUACCUUUGCACCUUUGGUUGGAUUCGUUGACCAUACCUCAAUAUGAAAUAUUUAGACUCAAUUAGCCCAAACAUUCUUCCCAACUUGGUAUGAGCUGUGUUUAUUGAGGAUGGAAAAGUUGUGAGUGGUUUGAUCUUUUUUCCCCACAUUGUUUCAAGGUAAUCAUUCCCAGCUGAAGAGUGUGAGCUUACUACUGAGUGCAGUCGGGUGGAUGCAGGCCGGCAGCAACAGUAAUAAAGCAGCCACAUUUGAUAUAUAAAAGCAGAUUUAAGUCUUGGUUUGUUAAAAAUGUAAUUUCAGAUCAAUUGUAAUAUUCAGAUUUAAAAGCAGUCUACUAUCUACAAAUGUGCAGUAUGCUGCCAUUUCAUUUAUAUGUGCUAAAGAUGGAGUGUUUAGCAUUUUGUAAUAAAGUUUUCUUCUUUGAAAAAAG
Molecule: messenger RNA, 3866 nt
Organism: Melanotaenia boesemani (Boeseman's rainbowfish)
Lineage: Eukaryota; Metazoa; Chordata; Actinopteri; Atheriniformes; Melanotaeniidae
Gene: klhl11
Product: kelch-like family member 11
Exons: 2
Coding region: 271-2397 (708 amino acids)
Molecular function (GO): protein binding
Source: RefSeq, a predicted model, not a curated record